CCCGUGUUAGUCCACCGUGACAUGGAGGAUCUCCUGCUGCAGAUCGUCCGGGAAUCGAGCAAUGCGAAGUUACAAAAUCUACGAAAAUCAGCACAGGAAGCGUAUGACUUCCUGGACAAGCAGCAAGGGUUGCUACGCGAUCCACCCCACGAGCUGCGGGCAAAAUGUCUACACACAUUUCAGCUAGCACUGGAAACGAAGAGAAGCAAAUUCGUCGCGUUCGGCCUCUCCGGAUUACACAGGAUGUUGAGGGACGACAGAUUUCAAUCGCCCUACGAGCCAGAAGACGAUUCCCUCUGGCUGCCCGCGCAAAUGUUGCACGCGAUGGGUUCGAUGUUGUCACAGUCGGACGAUACGCAGACGGAUAUGCUGAAAGUUCUGUUACAAGUCGCCUGUUCCUCGUAUUGGACGAUGAACGGCCGCUUGAUAAUCGCCAUCCUCACUACCUGCUGCGAAGCUUUCGAAAAUGGGAAUCAAGCGGUGAGAACCGCUGCCCAGGCUGCGACCAGUCAAACGCUGCGAUCCUUCUGUCUCUUCUUAGACGAGGAAUGCCAAGAAAUGGACGAGAACGCCAAGAAGAAUAAAAAUGUUUGGGAAAGGGGGGUCUCCUGUUUCAAUGAGGCUCUACCGAUACUCCAAUACAUCUGCAGUAAACUGGACGAGGCUCAAAACAAUGGCAGAAACGGUAACACAGUGGUGUUCCUAUUGGAGUGUCUGCACACGCUGAUCUCGUCCCUACCGCAGAAGAUUCACACGAAUGCACACUUCACCACCUUCCUCUGGCAGAAAUUCUGCCCCGCGUUGAUCGCUUUUCUGGGCACCCCCAGAGUGGACAAAACCUUCAUCUCCAGGGAGGGAAAGGAGAACGAGGUUGGGAGAGGCUCUGGAUACCUGGCCACGUCUUUGAGCUUCGACAGCCAUCAGGCAAAGACCGUCUACAGCAUCGGGACGGAAUUGGUGCGAUUGGUAGGCUGUGUAGGCCCUCUCCGGCCAGUUCUGGAGUCCGUGUUCCACAGGAUGUUGCUCUAUCCGCCUCCCCAGCAGCGCUUAGAAUCCCUGAAGGCUCUGAAGGAGCUUCUACGUAGUCCUAGUCGAAUAGUAGACUUUGCUGGCCCGUUGUUGGUGGAAGAAGACAGAUGCAGCCAUAUUCAAAGCGACAUGGCCCUAAUGAGGCUUGCAAUGGACUCGAUCGAGGAAUCGACGACUGGUGGUUUGAGUAUAUUGCACGCUAGCGUGUCGUGCGUGGUUGCUAUGUUGUCGGCGCUUCAGGAACUUUGCGAAGGGAAGGCCAUUAAUCAUACUUACACGUGCACGAUCAAUAGUCUCUACGACGACCUGGAAUCCUGCGACUAUCGGGGACCUCUGACCUAUCAGAGCAUGGCACGGCUUCCAAAAACUUAUAGAGAGCAAUUGGAGCUGAUGAAGAAGGGCAUAGGUUCCGACUCUGACUCUUCGGGCCACGGACCAUCGGAAGAUGGCGACUCGACGGAUACAGAGGGCCCUCAGAACGAGUCCGACGAGAACCAAGAGGAGAACAGCUUGGAGGACAACGACUACGCCAUUGAGAACGAGAGGGAGAGGCUACGAUUAGAGAAGCUUCCAAAGUGUCUUCACGUUGGCCGUCAAGUAGCCGACGAUUGCAACGUGGACGUGGAAAGACACAAUGCCAGAAAGUUCGUCAGGACUCUUAAGAGCGAUCUGAUCCCCAUGGUGUUGAGCCUCAGAAGCAACAUAGAGGUAGACGAGGCGUUGCAAAACUUUGCCUCGGAGUAUUGCCAAGGCGUCUUCACGGCCCAGCAGAAACUCCAAGAGCAAACUGAUACCAGCACAGACUCUUGCGCUCUGAUCACGAUCAUGAACGCGGAUGGAAUCUACUUGGCCACUUACGCAGCGUUGCUUCUCAACUUGAAAUUGAUUAGGAUCAGUUACUAUCACGAAGACAGCCGCCAAGUUCCCAUUAGCGAGGAACAAUUUGUGGAGGAGGUGCACGGAUCCGGAGUCCUUGUUUAUUUGUCCGCGACUUGGCUGUCCGAACUGUAUCAGCAAGUGUUAGCCUGCAACCUGUUGGAAAAGUGUGGCUACAAUCCUCGUUACACGGAGAACAGUGCUUUGAUAAACGUCCUUACCGAUGUUGAUGGGAUUCCUGGUAGCCAGAGAGGCGGACAACUCUUGUCCGAUUACAUAAGGCUCGAGAAGGCGCAACUGUCCCGCAGCGAACCGACACCGGAAGCUGAAGCUGGCGCGAAACUCUCCAGGAGGGUACUGACCUGUUGCUGGGGAAGCAUGAUGACCGUUUUGACGACAGGACUGAAUCCACCGAAGGAAGAGAAUAACAAAGGCAUCCUGAACAGGGAUGGCGGCAGAAGGAGCAUCAGGGACAUCGUCAUUUUGUCUCUGGAGGGUCUUCACAAGGCUGCAAUUUUAAGCAACAUACUUGGGCUACAGAAUCGGUGCGGUUCUAUCUUCGCUCUCCUGGCCAAAGCCGCUUGCACGGAACAGUCUAUAUCGAAAAUCACCCGGACGAAGGACGUUCUGCGUCUGAAAUUGCAAAACAGGGCUACCAAUAUUCACACUUCGCACGCGUUGAGUAUGGACGUGCUGCUGGGCAAGGGUUUGGAGCUGGGUAGCCACGGCAGCGAUUGCUGGCCGCACGUUUUCACGUGCUGUCUGUACGUGAGCAAGCUGGAACACGAUUUCUUCGGGAGAAACCAGACCCCGUCGCUGCCGAAAACACAGCAGAAGAAAGAGAAGAAGGAUGUCCCGAACGGAGAUCCCAAGGGAAGCCAGGACAAACUUAGGCUCAAUUUCAACAUCGUCGACGAAGAGGAGACCUGCGUCGACGUUUACAGCUUCCUCUCGAGCCCUUACACGCAGAACCCCAGCUCGGACGCCAUUCCAGAGAUCAUCCAAGAAUCGAACGCGGACAGUCAGUUCAACGGCAUUUUGCCCGCGGACUAUGCGGCGAAGAUCGUUUGCGUUCUCUCGCAACAAGUCGACAGGCUGUUCGAGAACGCCGCGCUGAAGCUGAACCUUCGAGCUUUGUGCUUGUUCCUGACGGCUCUUUGCAAGGCCAGCAAAGCUCAGUUGUUCAAAACCACGGACGGUUCCAAGGACAACAAACGCUUCUGGUGGAGGAAGAGCAAGCCCAGAGAGAACGAGAUGAACGUGUUGCUCCUAGCGCGGUUAGGGGAAGUUAUGUUGAAGUGCGUGAAGAGUGGCAGGCCACUGAUUCAUAUAAUGAGGGUUUGGAGCAUUUGGGGCCCACACUUCAUGGAAGCAGCCUGCCACAAAGAUCGCAGCAUCUCCAAGAAGGCGGUUCAAUGCAUUCACGACUCGAUGGCGGCAUUACUGAACGAACAAGUCGAGCUGCCGCACUUCCAUUUCAACGAAGCUCUUUUCAAGCCUUUUGAGAACCUCUUGUGCCUAGAACUCUGCGACAGCGAUGUGCAGGACCAAAUCGUCAGCUGUAUCUGCGAGUUCGUCGAGACCAACCGAACAGAGAUUCGUUCUGGAUGGCGACCUCUGUUCGGUGCUCUGCGCGUAGCCUCCGUCGGUAAUUCAGAUUCCGUCGAAUCGGCGCCACUGCUGGAGGUUUUCAGGGUCUUCCUAUCAACGGACAAUACGUUGGUCUUCGCCAAUGCGGCGUUAGAUUGCAUCCUGUGCCUGCUGAGGCACGUGCGCGGCAUCGGGGACGCGGAUGGACACCAGGACGAGCAGAACCAGAUCGAUAUAGCAGAAUCGAGGCGCAUGAGACUGUGCGUCGAGAGCCUCAAGUACCUUCUGAGCUGCAGCGACAUUCUGGCCUCCAUGUACGGGAUGCCGGCCUGUCCCAUCUUCCAUUCUGCCCAGAGGAUCCAGGUCUCGACCAUACCCCAAUACGUCGACCCCAGCAUACCGAACUCUGAGCUGAUCAGAUUCGACAAGCACGCCGAGUCGAUUCAAGAGACCAUGCCCGAACGGCCGCACGACGUCUUGAUGGACAACGUUCACACGGUCACCACUUUGCAAAGCAUGGACAAGCCCAGUGGCAUCCUGAGGGUCUGGUACAUCCUGAUCGACGGUCUGGCUAGCGCCACGAUGAUAUGCCCGAAACGUUAUCAGCCUCAUACUCUGGAAACUUUGUUCCACCUUCUACGAGACACCCUGAACGUCCCUGGACCAGCGUUCGGUCUUUACUGCGUCAAUCAUUUGCUACUUCCGAUGGUUCAGAAUUGGCUGAGGAAAACGUCCAAGAUCUUCAGGGGCUGGGACAACUUUGCACCGAACUUCAAGCAGUGCUGCGGCCUCACGACGGAUUUGGUUGUCGAUUACUUGAUUCAUUUGCAAGGUCCCGAUGUUGUUCGAAACGAUGCCUAUUUGUCAGCCACGACGCUGAUGUUGAAGCAACUUUUACUGGUGAUGGCGGAAUGCGUCGUUCAGCCCACAGAGAGCAUAGCUCGUUUGGGUUGCGCCUGUAUCAGGCACGUUCUCGUGAGCAGCGGUCCGCUUCUCACCCCAGAACAAUGGGAGGUCUGCGGCGUCGCCUGUUACCGCGCUUGUUCAAAUUCUCUGCAAGAAUUGCACCAGCUGACCAUGGCUUUCUCACCGAGAUCAGAAUCCUUUUACGGUGACGUUGCUCAGGUCAAGGUUGCCGCGCGACGGGAUGCAACACUCGAGGAGUCGGAACGGCUACGGCAGCUCGCCGCCCAGGUGUUCCUCCUCGAGGAACAACGCACCGAAGACACAUCAAGAACGUCCGACGACAGAUCGUACGUGUUCCUCUUAUAUCCACCUUCGGUGGCCUCCACCCUCAACCCCGACCUCUAUAUUGUCAGAGUUCAGCUCAGAGCACUGGUGGUCGGUCUUUUGGUUCAUCAGAUGCUCCUCCAUUGCAUCGCCAGUGUGCUCUUGCAGGGCGCUGAUUCCUCUUUUCCCAGCCUGUCGCACGUCAUUCCGCACUCACUGUCAUCGGCGUCGCCAAAGCCCUUCGUGCAAGGUUGUCUUUCGUGCCUGACCAGCCAUCACGUGGACAUUUUCUUCUCUGCGCUGGACCUCUCAUACGCAGCCGCCUUGAAGUUCGACUGCCGCCCUGGUUUGAAAUUCUUGGUCCAGAAGGUGGCGAACCUCCGACAACCGGCGAACCUCUAUCGCCAGGCCGGAGCAGCCUGGACCGUCAAGAUAGUCACUCUGUUCGAGCUGUGUCUGCGCGAAAUGGACGACACCGAGGUGACCCUGGAGACGGUGAAGUCGAUGCUGACCUCGAGCCCCGACGACAAGUGCUUCAAGACACCGAGCCUGAGAAAGCUGUCCAGGUACCUGAGACAGUUGCGCAACACGUUCGACGAACUUUGCGAGAGCUACGUGGAGGUGGUCCUGGACGAGGAUGGAAGACACACCAAAGUCGACAAUUUCUCGGAGAGGAAGAUAUUUUUGUUGGUAGCUCAGCCCGAUGACUUUCCGGAGAUCACGAGAAAGGAACCCAUCAACGACAGAGCGAUUCUGGCGCAGCCACCGAUAGUCAAUUCGGAGGAUCUGACGGGCCAGGAGGAGCCAGAGGAUAUCGAGGACUACAAUAUCAACCUGGACGACGAGAGUGGGCUGGAAGAACUCGGCCCAGAGUCUGACGAAGACGCUAGGCCCUUCAGACUGUCUGACCUAGCGGUGGAGUACUCCACUGAUUCUGGUCCCGAGUCCGAACCGGAGACCGACGACUCCAGGCCAGUGUCCAGGUUGGGCUCGGUCACGGAGAAGAUCGUGUAUCCCGAUCGGUCCGGCGGCACCUCCAGCGAGGGAUACAUCGACGGGAAGUACAGUUCGACGACUCCAGCCCCGCCGCGGUUGAUCAACAAUCGCGACGACUUGUACUACAAGCUAAGCCCGCUGAGAAGAACCGAGUCCGCGUACUCUUUCGCGACGAACGCGCUCGAAGCAAAGGCGACCGCUGCUAGUUUGACGUUCGACGAGUUCUCCGGGUAUCGGAAACCGAGACCAGAGAGAAGGAAAAGCGACGCCUGCUUGCUGGCUCGCAGAGACUCUUUUAAAUUCGUAGAUGCCGGCGAAACGGACGACGAGAAAUUUGAACGCUUCGACGCGGCAGCGUUGAGGUGCAGAUCGGUGAUGGAGCUGAGGAGGACACGGGGAUCGACCGUGUCCAGCUCGUCCAACGACCUCGAGGCUUCUCCUCGCCUGUCCCUGAAGAUCGACAAGAAAGAGGAAAAAGGAUCGCCAAAGUUUUUGGAUAAUAUCGACGAACUGUUGCGCGAUUACGAGCACAGCAAGAGAGGCUUCAGGACCAAUCCGUUUCUCAGGGACGGCGAAGAGGAGUCGAGCGUCGACAACCAGGACCUCCCGACGCGGGAAACCGCGUUCCAGAGGAAGAGCAACAUCCACAAGGACAGCGAGGCGCACAGGAAGGCCUGGGCCGAAACUCUUAGCACCGUUUUGGAUUGGACUUUGGCUUUGCCGGAUAACCAACUGACCCCGUUACUUCCGGUUUUCGUGAGCGGUGUGCGAGUCCUCACGAGGCACGCGGUGGACCACGUCCUCAAGCAGCGUUUAUCGGCCCUUUUCCACCGAAUUGCCGUGUUAUACGGGUUAACGAGCAAUUAGGGGCAACUUCAAUACAUCUGGGAACAGAUGUAUUUCCACAAAUCGUUCUGAAACCAUUUCGGUGCCUACCAGCGAACUCAAAAAUGUCAAUAGGACACCGAGUGAACGUUUCUGUUAAUCAUCGACAACUUCGACUCGAGCAGCAACGUCUAUUCAACCCCAUGAACAUCGUCGAAUAUUUAUAAAUCUUCUACAUCUUCGCUCUCGAAUAAUCGAAGUAUACUUUCGUACGCUAAAUAUAUUACGAACAGCAAGAGAUCUGCGUUAACACUUCAAUGGCCGCACGUUUCGCACGAAGACUGCUAUCUGUUGACAGUCAAUCUGGUGGAGGCUCCCUAACUGUUUUUCGAAGCGAUAUUUUCAAGUUUAACAUUUUAUAGAUAUUCAAAUAUUAGCUCUACAAGCAAACAGAUGAAUAUCAAUUUUAUUCAAUUGUUUAUUUCUUCAGUCUCGGACACUUUCGUUACAAACUAUUUCUGAAUUUAUGGAAGUUGAAAUUUCUGAUUAAAUUCUUUGAAUCUAAAUCGACAAACUUUCAACUGCAUUCGUACGAGCAGCAAAAUGAAGCACACGAAGAUGCUAGAAAUAUUAUUACAAGGAGUUACAAAUAUUGGGACACCAUAAGGAGUAUACGAAAUAAAAAACCUUUACAAACGUGACACCACACACGCGAGACAGUGGCCGUGAAAGUGUUAAGAACUGUAUCUCUAAUCGAGUCCCAAAGAAUGAAUGGAUCUAAGGUGGAUGAUCGAGGACCAUUCGGACGCCAUCGCUGCUAACGAAGUUGAACGUCGAGCCAGAGUUUCAGACAGGAGUUCGAGGAUCCCAGGUUCGCCGAAAGCGGCCGGAAGUGCAGUGCACACGACCGACAAUAGCUCAUCCUAGCGAAAGAAACGAUGUCCCGUUUUCAGCUUGUCUCUAGUUCACCGCGCGCCCAGACGCGUCGACACGGAGAGACAAGGAUUUUAUUUACGAUCCACUCUGCACGCACAUCUCUCGAUUCUCAUUUUAUGCUCUUUGCGCUUAACUGUAGUUUGCGGUCCAGUCGCGGAGUCGAAUGUAUCCGGAGCCUUGCUUCCAGCGUCGGGCGAAUACGCGCGGCGUCGCGACGAGCCCGAUCGACGUCGCGAGCUGGCACCAUCCCUCGAACUUUCAAGAAACAGCGUACAACUCUUUCCCAAACGAAAACCCAACAACGAUUCUUGGAUGAUUUUACCCCAUUUUAAGGGAGGGACAGACCCUUGGAGUAAACCCUAAUUCCGAAAUGGUGUGCAGGGCGAUUCUUAAGAAAGUGUACCUUCGUCGCAGGAAAUAAUUAUUCCACUAAUUUUACUAUUUAUUUAUUAUUUGUAGGACGUAGUAGUCGAUGGAAAAAAAUUCACGAAGAUCGCUAAAUUUUAUAGCUCUCAAGCCAGAAUGAAAGAAGGUACCGUUUCUAAAAAUUAUACGAGAAAAGUUAUUCCAGAAAUUGAUUAAAUUUUUUUUUUAUUGGAAGUGGGUGUAGAUUAUUUUAAAAAAUCGAACCUAACUCAAAUUUAACCCCAUAUUUGAAUACAUCACAAAAUACGAUGAUAUGUUUGUAUCGUCAAAGGUCGCUUCUGUGCCAAUAAUUUACGUUUUUAAGCAGUUCAUCUCCCUUUUACUAAUAAUUUCAAGUUUUAUCAGGCAUCGAAAACUAAAGUUUGAUCAAAACAGAUAUUUUAGAAUCGUCCUGCACACAAAUUUCUUUUCAAUCGUCAGCUGUAUUUCCCUCCUUUACCUAAAAACCAAUCCAAACGGACAUCCAGGAAUUAGUCUAUUAAGGAAAAUGGAGAACGGGAGUACUUACUAAGUUAAGAAUUAACGAAUGCUGUUGAAUCUGGAAGUUAGAGAAACGUUUAGAGCAAAAAGUUAUUAUAUUCUUCGUGCGAAUGGAGGGAUUUCGAGGAGUCCUUCCGAUUUUGCCAAAAAAAAAAAAAAAAGAGAACCGCAGAACUGUAGAACUGCAACACGCGAAAGAAAAUAACAAUGUUAUAUUUUAUUGUAAAUAAUACUCUUGCUGCUGGUCCGUAGCGACGAUCAGCGAGAGAAGCUAGAUAUUUUUAUCGUUAAUUUUCAUAUUCUGGUCUUUAGCGACUAGCCGACGACUUUUCAGUUUAUUUAUUGCUUCGAUAUAAUAUAUUAUACAUAUAUUUUGUAUAUCGUUUGUAAGUUAGUGAGGAAGAAAGAUAUAAUUACCGACUGUUGUAUAAAUCGACUAUUGCCACGCGAGUGUCUCCAUUCUGUCCUGAAUUCCAUCGGUGUUGUAAGUAUUGUUGAAUGUCAGAUCGUUUAAUGAAAACGCGGAGGUGUUGAUAAUUGAUAAUAAAACGUGCCUACGUAGACCCCGUUCCGUUUCUUUGUUUUCUUCCGUCGGGGAGAAUAAAUUUCAAGAUUUUAAUGCCGAACGUUUCGCCUAAGUGUACAAGACACACAGUAUGAACGAGUAAAACGUACAUUUAUAACGCACUGUCGCGGCAGUAUUUUAAAUUGUUGCACUCGACGGCCGAGUGAGAAUGAAACGGCGAUUAACGAACAAUUGAAACU
This is a messenger RNA of Colletes gigas, 9153 nucleotides long. Its product is annotated as brefeldin A-inhibited guanine nucleotide-exchange protein 3. Bases 22 to 6588 code for a protein of 2188 amino acids. The transcript has 22 exons. NCBI's taxonomy places the organism in Eukaryota, Metazoa, Arthropoda, Insecta, Hymenoptera, Colletidae. Gene Ontology annotation, biological process: regulation of ARF protein signal transduction. Gene Ontology annotation, molecular function: guanyl-nucleotide exchange factor activity. The record is from RefSeq and is a predicted model, not a curated record.